Molecule: messenger RNA, 2573 nt
Organism: Brachypodium distachyon (stiff brome)
Lineage: Eukaryota; Viridiplantae; Streptophyta; Magnoliopsida; Poales; Poaceae
Product: casein kinase 1-like protein HD16
Exons: 16
Coding region: 359-2185 (608 amino acids)
Biological process (GO): endocytosis; signal transduction; peptidyl-serine phosphorylation
Cellular component (GO): cytoplasm; nucleus
Molecular function (GO): protein serine/threonine kinase activity; ATP binding
Source: RefSeq, a predicted model, not a curated record
CUUUCAGCGUAGGCGGAAUGUGUUUCAGAGUAGCAAGCCGAGGAACAGUUGGACUGUUCGUCCUGCUCUAGGAUCUUUCCGUGCCGUUCCUCCCCCUUGCUCUAGCCGAGAGCGAGCCCGAGAGACCAUCGCCUCCUCCGUCCCGGCCGUCGCCGCUGACCACCUCAUCGGCCGCCGUAUACAAAACCCUAGCACAGGGAAACUGCGACGCAGUCCACCAGUCCGAUCUCGUUUUCCCCAGGGAGCGUCAGUGCCCCGCGGCGGUGCGUGCCGAGGCCGUGGAAAGCAGAGGGGAACUGCAGAAUCCCGGAAGCUGAGCCACGAGGUAUCCGGAGCAGUUGAACCACGAGGCGGACGGAUGGACGAGCUCGACAGCGGCGAUAAGGGAGUCGCUGGCCCCGGCCCCGGCCCCGCACCUGGCGACGACGGGAGCGCUGCGCCGUUCCCUGAUACGGUCCAAAUUGGGAAUUCACCAACCUAUAAACUUGGAAGAAAGCUUGGCAAGGGGGGGUUUGGACAAGUAUAUGUUGGUCGACGUACUUCAUCUCCUAGUCUUGGUGACAGGAACCCUGGUGCAAAUGCUUUGGAGGUUGCACUAAAAUUUGAGCAUCGAACCAGCAAAGGUUGCCAUUAUGGAGCUCCAUCUGAAUGGCAGGUUUACAACACUCUUAGUGGAAAUCAUGGUGUCCCACGGGUACACUACAAAGGAAAGCAGGGCGACUUUUACAUUAUGGUUAUGGAUAUGUUGGGACCAAGCCUGUGGGAUGUUUGGAAUAAUAAUUCCCAUUCGAUGUCUGUUGAGAUGGUUGCUUGUAUAGCUAUAGAAGCCAUCUCCAUACUUGAGAAGAUGCACUCGAAAGGGUAUGUCCAUGGUGAUGUGAAACCUGAGAACUUUCUGCUUGGUCUGUGUGGUACCCUGGAAGAGAAGAAACUUUUUCUCGUUGACCUUGGGCUGGCUACAAAAUGGAAGGAGGCUGGAAAUGGGCAGCACAUUGGAUAUGACCAGAGACCUGAUGUAUUUAGGGGGACUGUUCGCUACGCUAGUGUGCAUGCUCACUUGGGAAGAACUGGAAGUAGGAGAGAUGACCUUGAAUCCCUAGCGUACACACUUAUUUUUCUUCUACGUGGCCGUCUACCUUGGCAAGGACUCCAGGGAGAGAACAAAGGUUUUCUUGUCAGCAAGAAAAAGAUGGCAACCUCUCCAGAAUCUCUGUGUGCCAUUUGUCCACAAUCUUUUCGACAAUUUGUUGAGUACGUCGUGAAUUUGAAGUUUGACGAAGAACCCAAUUAUGCAAAGUGCAUCUCUCUUUUUGAUGGUAUUGUUGGUCCAAAUCCAGACAUCAGACCAAUACACACUGAUGGCGCUCAGAAGCUCAUAUACCAGGUUGGUCAGAAACGAGGCCGCAUCUUAGUGCAGGAAGAUGAUGAGCAACCUAAGAAGAAGAUUAGAAUGGGAAUGCCGGCAACUCAGUGGAUCAGUGUUUAUAGUGCCCGGCGGCCUAUGAAGCAGAGGUACCACUACAAUGUUGCAGAUGAUAGAUUAGUGCAACAUAUUCUGAAAGGAAAUGAAGAUGGCUUGUUCAUAAGUUCAGUUUCCUCUUCCUCAAAUCUGUGGGCUUUAAUAAUGGAUGCUGGCACUGGUUUUACUUCUCAAGUACAUGAAAUCUCUCAUCACUUCCUUCACAAGGAAUGGAUACUGGAGCAGUGGGAGAGAAAUUACUAUAUCACCGCGUUGGCCGGUGCAAAUAGUGGAAAUUCCUUAGUUAUCAUGUCAAGAGGAACACAGUAUGCACAGCAAUCCUACAAAGUAAGUGAUUCUUUUCCCUUCAAAUGGAUAAACAAAAAGUGGAAGGAGGGCUUCUAUGUCACCGCCAUGGCUACAGCUGGAAGUCGAUGGGCAAUCGUCAUGUCCCGAAAUGCUGGUUUCUCUGAUCAGGUAGUGGAGCUUGAUUUCUUAUAUCCGAGCGAGGGUAUCCAUCAUCGUUGGGAUAAUGGUUAUCGCAUCACUGCAACAGCCGCCACAUUGGACCAGGCAGCGUUUAUCUUGAGCAUCCCUAGACGAAAGCCUAACGAUGAAACUCAGGAGACCCUAAGAACAUCUGCUUUCCCAAGCCAGCAUGUGAAGGAAAAAUGGUCAAAAAAUCUUUACCUAGCAUCCAUCUGCUAUGGAAGAGCAGUUUCAUGAAGCCUGUUUUUGUGAUUUGGUUCUUGGUAAGAUCUACUAAUAUGAACCGCCGAUGACAAGGGGAAUUUUGAAAUGCGAACAAUACUAAUUUACUUACCAUAACUAACCAAAGGUAACCUGUGACGAAAGAGGAUGUACCAAGAUUAAGAAGCCUUGUGCUUUGUUGCUGUGGUUAUGUUGUGUAUAAAUUAUCAUAGUGUAAUGUUGUAAAGGUAAAAUUGUAUUUCAUUAACUGUCAUCUCUAUGAAGUUUUAGUCUGUUCCUUGAGAAAAAGUAUCACAGUAUUGUAGUACAAGACUGGAACAGUAUUGGCUCCGGAACAUUGUGCUGAUUUCGCUGUUUAUGCAACUGUUGCCGCUGGAUUGAAAUUUUCGGAACAAUACUUUCA